UUUCGCGAUUCCCAGUUUGGAAGCAGCACACAUUCGGCAUUGAAGAAAGAGACAUCAAAUUUCCGUCUGAAAAAUAUAACCGGAAUUAGAUUACCUGUUCCAAUCCGCCAUUGUAAUAUUUCAGUAUGUUAUCAAAGUUAGGUUAAUGUAAAUUAUACUUUCAAUAAUUGGGAAUUUUGGUACGGUUUUCGAAGCAAAACAAAAUCAAAUCUCAAAAAAAAAAAAAACUCGUUUUUUUUAUUCAAAUUUUCAGAAAAUUAACGACUACCCAUCUGUUGUUGGCCAAUUUGGAACUCGUAUCUCCUCCGAUCCAGAUGAUUUCUUCGACAACUGUUUCUGGGUUUUCCAUUUUGGACUUCUGAAAGAAGAGAGCUGUUUUUAAUUGAUUAAUUUGGCAUUUAAUGAGUUAACUUUCAUGGAACUAUAAUGGAAAUGGUGGCUGAAGAUGAUUAAGAUUUGGUCUUUUUGGUUAAUAAGGGAGGAGGGAGGCUGUAGAAAAAACACUUGGAAAUGAGUCGAUCCCCUUCAUUUUCUGUGAAGUCAGAGCUUAGUUUAAAAGCUGAUCCGGAUGCUUUGCAACGAUGGGUUUUUGCCUUUUGUAUCGUUAGAUUUGACCUCGAACAAGGUCAGCUCAUAGAAGACUGUUAUCCACUUGGUAGUCUCACUCAAGAAGAGGAACUUGAGGUUGCUUUUAGCUCGUUUCCGGAUUCCGUUUCGCAGCACCAGAACCGCUCUAGUAUCCACGAUUGCAUAUUCUUUUUUCGAUUCCAAAGGCAGAAACACUCUAAACGGGGCAAUUUUACUUCAUCUGAAAUAACUGAAAUUGAUGAUAAAGAAACAACCUCAACACCAGAAGAGGAGAAUUUGAUUCGGAGGUCAAGAAGUAUUGGCAGUAGAACUUCAAAAUACUUGUAUGGUUAUGUAUUCAAUAGGCAAAGGCAUGAUGAGAGGCUAAAACGAGGUGGGGAACAAAAAUCUGUAGUAAUUUUGUCUCAUGGACCUUACUCUAGUGUGUUUAGGCCUUUGUUACAAAUCAUGGGUCCUCUUUACUUCGAUAUAGGAAGAAAAGCUAUUGAACAUAUUGUUGGUUACGUUUCCUUGUGGCAUAGUCCCGUACCUGGUAAAUUAAUGGAGCUUCCAAUUGGGAAUGCAAUGCUUAAAGUUACCUUGCCACCUGCUCACAGCUUACCUUUGGAAAGUGGAAUGUCAUAUGAGGAAUCUGCUUCAUCUAUGGCUCCCUUUCUUCCCAAUAAUCAAUCAGUGCCUCAAGGUCUAUUUCAUGAUUUUGAUAUUUUUGGAACAUUCAGAGGGCUUUUAUUGCAACUUUGGUUAUUGUGGGAGUUGUUACUUAUUGGUGAGCCAAUUCUUAUCAUAGCACCAACUCCUCCACAAUGCUGUGAGGCUGUUGCAAGUCUUGUCAGCUUAGUUGCACCUUUACUUUGUAGUGUUGACUUUAGGCCAUAUUUUACCAUCCACGAUCCUGAUUUUGCUCAAUUGAACGGACUUCAAGAAGGGGACCGAUAUCCACCUAUGGUUUUGGGUGUCACAAAUCUUUUUUUCCUCAAAGCUCUUCGCAAUAUCCCACACAUUGUGUCAGUUGGAAGCCCUGCACCAAGCUCAAGUAGGGUUGCCAUUGCAAAUAGGUCCACUGGAAGAAUUCCUGGUAAACCAGAAGGAUUUGGUCUUCAACAGCUUUCCUUGAAGAAGUUCUCUCCUUCUAGUUUGUUGAAUGCUGUGAGGCUGAGGAGAGAUGGCCCACUUUGUCUCAUGACUGAACAUAAGGAGGCCAUUUGGAGCACUUAUGUCGCGACUACAAAACCAGACACUUCUAUCUUGAAUAGGCUUAUUGAUGCUGGGAUGUCUCCAAGGGUCGAGGAAUCUAUGUCUGUUGUUAAUAAUGAGAUAUUACGUCGACACUUCUUGGAACUCACCACCAACUUUUUGGCUCCUUUUGGACCUUAUUUUAGGGCUACUACUCCUUCUGAAGGAUCUUCACCAUUUGAUGACCCCCCUCCACUGCCUCCAUUUAAUGCUGAUGAUUUUCUUAUGAGCUUAUCAGCAAGAGGGGUGGGCAAGUUUCUAUCCAAGCGUAUGAGAUCUAACUGGCUGGACCUGUAUAGGCGUUUUCUUAAAGGACCCAACUUUAUGCCAUGGUUCCAAAGACGACUUGCUGUUGCAGAAAAUGAACAACAUAGAUUGUGGAGGCAGGCAAGAAUGAAGACUGAAAUACAUCUCCUUAUAUCUAGAAUGCCUGAGUUGGAAAUUGUUGACUGCUUUAAUGCUAUUGAGAGGCAUCUUCUUGGAGAAAUACAGCUGUCGCAAUCUGGAAGGGCGGAAUCAGACUCAGCAGCAAUGUGCGAGAAACUGAAAGGUGAUCUACAGGCAGUGUUCAACGUACUUCCAAACGACAUGCAGCAGCUUUUGCUUUUAAACCCCCAGAGAAGAGCUCUUCUAGAGGGAAGUUGAAGCCCAAAACUGAGAAAACUUCCUGGUCGUCCUUUGGUUCAAGUUGGGGUUGUAUCAGGUUGGCUCCGGCAUCAAGGGUCUUCACUAUGCUUCUAUAAAACGGCACGACCCGUGAGUCUCUUUCGAUUUCUCUCCUUAUUUGGACGGAGAUUCCCACGACUUUUGGCCUAAUUGCUCAUAUAGGUGAGACUAAAUACACUUGCAACUCUGUUUUCAGUACAAUCAUGUGUCAUGCAAUUUCUUAGAAUUUUUGUUAUUCAGUUUUCCAUUUUCAAGAUGUUUGAGAAUGAGAAACUUGUCUUGAAUGCACCCUGCCUUUUGAGCAUAUCUGAGAUUGAUUUAUUUGCAAA
Molecule: messenger RNA, 2816 nt
Organism: Hibiscus syriacus
Lineage: Eukaryota; Viridiplantae; Streptophyta; Magnoliopsida; Malvales; Malvaceae
Product: protein DENND6A-like
Exons: 4
Coding region: 511-2466 (651 amino acids)
Cellular component (GO): recycling endosome
Molecular function (GO): guanyl-nucleotide exchange factor activity
Source: RefSeq, a predicted model, not a curated record